UUCAAAUAGUUUAAGCACACAUUCUAGAAACGCAGCACUCCGACCCAUUUCCAUAUUAGUCCUGUCGCCACCUCGAUCUCAACUGCCACAUUCCACAUCUGUCUCCUUACAACUCACAGCUUCCUGAUUUCGGUUAUCAAAUCAUUGCCACCCGAAUACAUUUUACGCAUAAAACAUGGUGUCUGUAAUUUUGACUUUUCUGACGCUGUCGUUGUUUGUGUUUGAGUGUCAGUCGAGUGAACGGAACUCCAGUCUGGGCCAGUGCGAUGGGAGGAAAAUUGAGAUCAGUCAUCUGAGGAAGCGGAGGCAUUUGACGUUUCCAGAUAAGAGCAAUUUUGUGAUCACGCUCUCCCUCGUGAAGGCGUUCAUGACGCACGCGCCUGCAGGAUGGAACACCGUGUUCGAGGUGGAUGUGAUGUUCCCGCUGCCCGACCACACCUUCCAGAGCUCUCUGCGGAAUAAGAUCAAGCAUCGCCAGAGACGGGACGUUUGGGAGAGGAUACGGGAGGCGAUUGAAUUACACAACAUGAACGGCAGAGAGUGUAUACUGAGGAUAAUCUGUGAAGCCAGGGAGCACCUGGCGCCGCCAGGGCGGUCGCUCGCCCAUGACAUACUCAGGGCCAUCUUCACAGCACCGAUCCACGAGAGCGACUUUCAAGACGAGCUGGCGGAUUACUACGAAGAGUUCAAAGAUCCUCACUGCUGCGACAGAGUUCACGAUUGUCCUAUUUCACUGCUGCACUAUAUUCUGAAAUUAAAUCAAGAAAAAAUAUAUUAAUUUAAUCUUACGCAACUCAACUGAUGCUUAUAAAUUAUAAUGUAUAAAAAUAUAUUUUUCGGAAGAAACAUA
Messenger RNA from Plutella xylostella (diamondback moth), 850 nucleotides. RefSeq lists its product as uncharacterized. The record is from RefSeq and is a predicted model, not a curated record. NCBI's taxonomy places the organism in Eukaryota, Metazoa, Arthropoda, Insecta, Lepidoptera, Plutellidae.